GCUCAACAAACUCCCGCAGCUCCCGUCGACAACCUCCACUCAAUGACCACCAGAUCCAAGAAAGGCAUCGUUAAACCAAACUCAAAAUAUGCCCUCGCGAUAUCCAAGAUAGAUACCGAACCAAAAACCGUACUCCAAGCUCUCUCCGACGAUAAAUGGAGAAAUGCAAUGUCAGAAGAAUUCGACGCUCAGCUCCGCAACUUCACUUGGUCUCUUGUUCCGCCAGCCCCUAAUCAAAACAUCAUUGGCACCAAAUGGAUCUUCAAGCUCAAAUAUCAACCGGAUGGCUCCAUUCACAGACACAAAGCAAGACUCGUCGCUAAAGGAUACAAUCAACUCAAAGGCAUUGACUAUAACGAAACGUUCAGCCCCGUCAUCAAAGCCACAACAAUUCGGGUCGUUCUACAAACCGCUGUCUCCUGUGACUGGCCCAUCAAGCAGCUUGACGUCAACAACCCAUUUCUUCAAGGAACACUAACAGAAGAAGUCUACAUAACGCAACCGCAAGGAUUCGUCGAUGUCAACAAACCAAAUCAUGUCUGCCGCCUUCACAAAGCGCUCUACGGCUUGAAACAGGCCCCUCGCGCCUGGUACGAAGAACUCAAAAAUUUCCUUCUCACCGUUGGCUUCACCAACUCACUGGCCGACGCAUCUCUAUUCAUUCUCCAUCGGGGAUCAAGCCUCCUUUAUCUUCUGGUUUACGUUGACGACAUCAUUGUCACCAGCAAUGAUAACUCUUUACUCCAGAAUACACUUCAGUCUCUCGCCACCCGUUUCAGCAUCAAAGAUCCCGAAGACUUACACUACUUCCUAGGACUUGAAGCUCGCCGCACAGCUCACGGACUCCACCUCACACAAAGACGGUACAUUCUCGACUUGCUCACUAAGUGUCACAUGCUUGAUGCUAAACCAAUUACGACACCAAUGGCUGCUUCACCAAAACUCUCCCUCCACUCGGGGUCUGCUCUCUCCGACCCAUCGGAAUUUCGAAUGGUCAUAGGAAGCUUACAAUAUUUGGCCUUCACUAGACCUGAUAUCUCUUAUGCCGUCAAUCGCUUGUCGCAAUUCAUGCACAAACCAACAUCCGAUCACUGGCAAGCGGCAAAACGUCUUCUUCGCUACUUGGCCGGAACAGCAAACCAUGGUAUCUUCUUUCACCGCAACAACACCAACUCCAUUCAUGCAUUCUCCGACGCAGACUGGGCUGGUGACACUGAUGAUUAUGUUUCUACGCAUGCGAACAUAGUCUACAUUGGCAAAAAUCCAGUAUCAUGGUCUUCUAAGAAACAAAAAGGCGUAGCUCGUUCCUCAACGGAAGCCGAGUAUCGAUCUGUGGCCAAUACAUCUGCGGAGGUUCGCUGGAUUUGCUCAUUACUCUCCGAAUUACGCAUCAAAAUACCAGCAUCACCUGUGAUUUACUGUGACAACGUAGGCGCAACAUAUCUUUGUGCAAAUCCUAUUUUCCACUCAAGAAUGAAGCAUCUAGCCCUCGACUACCACUUCAUUAGAAAUCAGAUCACAUCCGGCAGUCUACGGGUAGCUCAUGUCUCAUCCAAGGAUCAACUCGCCGAUGCACUAACAAAACCGCUGGCUCGUGCACCCUUCUCCUCAAUGUCAUCCAAGAUUGGAGUCUCAAAAGCCCCUCCAUCUUGAGGGGGGAUGUCAAGGAAUGAUAUCCCAAUCAUUCCCCAAUCAUAUCUCAAUCAUAUCAUUCCACUUAUGUCAACUGUAUAUAUCACAUUUAUGUCGUCUAACCUAGUGUCUCUAGUCUCCUCUGUAUAUUUAUACUCUCGACAAUCACUCUAAUAAUACACAACAUUCUCU
This is a messenger RNA of Arabidopsis arenosa, 1824 nucleotides long. The record is from the annotation of a GenBank genome assembly. Lineage: Eukaryota; Viridiplantae; Streptophyta; Magnoliopsida; Brassicales; Brassicaceae.